Molecule: messenger RNA, 919 nt
Organism: Nicotiana tabacum (common tobacco)
Lineage: Eukaryota; Viridiplantae; Streptophyta; Magnoliopsida; Solanales; Solanaceae
Source: RefSeq, a predicted model, not a curated record
CUGGAACCUUCUUAUGCGAGCAUAGCAUUAGCACCUGCCAGAAACUAACAUGUCCAUUUCAACUGUUUCCCGCUCAUUCAUAGCGCAAUUUCACAUGAUUACGAUUUGGUUCUGCAAUGGCGAAUUUUCUCCGGCGUCCGUUCACUAGGUUUCAGCCUCUCCGAUCUUCACCGGUUUGUUCGACGAUGUUUUGGUCAUCAUCAUCGUCGUCUUCCUCCGCCGAUGCGUUGGUGGAAAUCAAACCCGGGGAAGUAGGGAUGGUCUCUGGAAUUCCCCAGGAACACCUUCGUCGCAGAGUCAUUAUUUAUUCACCUGCUAGAACUGCAAGCCAACAAGGCUCUGGAAAGGUUGGAAAGUGGAGAAUAAAUUUCUUGUCCACACAGAAGUGGGAAAAUCCAUUGAUGGGAUGGACAUCCACAGGAGACCCUCUAUCAAAUGUUGGUGAGGCAGGGUUAUCUUUUGAUAGCGUAGAAGCAGCAAAGGCAUUUGCUGAGAAACAUGGUUGGGAGUACACUGUCAAGAAGUUUCAUACACCGUUGUUGAAGCCAAAAUCAUAUGCAGACAACUUCAAAUGGAAGGGCCCCCCACCAGAGUCCAAGGGAGGCUAAUGGAUAUUUUGUACGUUCAAUUUCCACGCUGCUGCGCUGCCUUCAAGAGUUGCCACUUCUGACAGGUGGAAAUCCUUUUAUCAUUGGAAUUGUAACACGUAUUCAGCCAAUAAUUUUCGUUUGCUAUCGAAUUAUCAUGGUCCAAUAGACAAAAGUGCAUUACGUUAGCUAGGUUUUUAAAACUUGUACUCAGUUCACCACUAGGACGUAGUCUGUCCCUUUCGCUUCUUGUGUGUUGAACUAAGCUAGUAAAAUAUGUACAGAGAACCGAAAGAAGAAAACUAGUGACUUAUAAACUUGACAUUGGCACA